AUGCUGCUGAACGUUGUGGAUGAAAUGGCUGGAGGAGGUAGUGAGUCUGACCAUGAGGAGAAGGCUGCUGGUGCCAGUGGAGGUGACCCAAGCCAGAAGGAUGAGAGCCCACCACCAAAGAAGGCAAGAAAUGAAAGCCUGCAGGACAUGUACAAAAAAAUCCUUGCAGAGAAUGAUAACAUCAAACAAGCAGCUACUGGUGAAACAGCUUUGCAGGUUAGUAAAUAA
Molecule: messenger RNA, 228 nt
Organism: Xyrichtys novacula (pearly razorfish)
Lineage: Eukaryota; Metazoa; Chordata; Actinopteri; Labriformes; Labridae
Source: the annotation of a GenBank genome assembly